GCUAAACAUUUUUAUGGAGUUCAAGAAGUCUCCGAUGCUGAUGUAUCGAAGCUACCAAUAUGUCUAUCGCCUACGCCUGAAAGACCUGCAUAUCUACCAAGUGAUAUAACUCAAAGAGCACAUCAAUGUCAACGUCAUGCGAGGACUAACAGGCGUCUGUUCUAUGUACCGGAGGAUUGGAAUAUACCAAGGGAAGAUAGCAGCUGUGACUUAGGAGGGCCUCUAUAUAGUCCUCCUCAUAAAGCGAUAGAAGGCCCAUGUCCUCAACGACGAGCGCCACCACGUCGGGCACCUCCUCAGCGACGAGCGCCAGCAGCUCGACCGUGCCCACCACAACGUGGUCAACCACGUGCUCCACCACCUCAACGACGAGCGCCAGCAGCUCGACCGUGCCCUCCUCAACAACGAGCACCACCACCUCGUCCAUGCCCUCAACCACGUCCUCCACCACAGCGUCGAGCGCCACCACCACGACCAUGUCCUCCUCCACGUGCUCAACCACGUCCUCAACCACGUCCUCAACAACGAGCACCGCCAUCUCGACCAUGUCCUCCACGUGCGCAACAACGUCCUCAACAACGAGCACAACCAUGUCCCCCGCAGCGUGCUCAACCACGUCCUGCUCAACGUGCUCCACCAUGUCCUCAACAACGUCCUCCUGCUCAACGUAAUCCACUACCUCCUAGAAUUAGGAUCGAAAAUGUUGACAGUUCAAUG
Molecule: messenger RNA, 717 nt
Organism: Teleopsis dalmanni
Lineage: Eukaryota; Metazoa; Arthropoda; Insecta; Diptera; Diopsidae
Product: vegetative cell wall protein gp1-like
Exons: 15
Source: RefSeq, a predicted model, not a curated record